AUGGACGGGUCGCAGUAUGGCCAUCAAGGCAAUGGGAUGAGCAAUACCAAUUCGCCCUACCCCUCCAACGUCUCGCCCCACCAGCUGCAGCAGCAGCAACAACAGCAGCAGCCACAGCAACAGCAGCAACAGCAGCAGUCCUCCUCUCAUCACCACACCACGCUGCCCCCCAUGCAAGCCACCCAGCAGGCCACUCAGCAAGCCACGAUGCCUGCUCACCUCAAUCAGUACCCGGGCAGCGCGCCACACACCCCGCGGAAUGGGUCAACCCCUGGCACUCCUGUCUCCGCGAAUAACCCCAUGGGGAACUUGAUUAAUCAAAUAGGCGGCCAGCGCUUCGCCCCCAUGAUGCCCUCCACCAACUACCACCAAGGGGAUACCAGAUACGGGCUUCCCCAGGCCGCCAUUGCCAUGUCCCAACAACAGCCAAUUGCCUCCGCGUCUCUGCUAAGUCGCGGCAACCAGCCCAUUCGGCCCAUGCCCCAAAACGGUAUGCAGAUGCAGCCGGGUAUGCAUCCUUAUGGCCAAAACAACAUGCUCAUGCAGGAUAUGGAGCCCCCUACACACGUCGUCGGAUCGCAAGGUCGGAGAGGUAUCCUGCCCAGCGCGCCAGGCAGACCCGCCGUAUCGGCCAACUCCUCCGGUAAGCACGCGUUGAUUCCCGCCAAGGACGCCGAUGGAAAGUUCCCUUGCCCUCACUGCACCAAGACGUACCUGCAUGCAAAGCACCUGAAGCGACAUCUUCUCAGACACACCGGAGAUCGUCCCUACAUGUGUAUUCUGUGCAGAGAUACUUUCUCCCGCAGUGAUAUCUUGAAGCGUCACUUCCAGAAGUGCUCCAUACGUCGCGGAAACCCAACCGGUGCCAGCCAUCUUUCCCACUCUCAAGCUCACUUGAAGAAGCCGAACUCCGGCCCGCACCGUAGUACCAAUUCCAUGCCCGACGGAAAUGAGCUCAUGGGUGUCAAUGGCAUGAACGGCGGAUCGAUGAAUGGUGGAUCGAUGAAUGGUGGAUCGAUGAACGGUGGAUCAAUGAACGGCGGAUCGAUGAACGGUGGAUCGAUGAGCUCUAACCCGUUCGGCAUCUCCCCAGAUGGAUCUUGUCCCGACGCCACCGCGAACUUGACCGACGAGCAACAAGAGCAGAUGCGCCAACGAGGGCUUGGUGGACUGGGAGGUAGGCACGGUAAUCGUAUGCCUGGGCCCAGCCCAGGAGGCUCGAACCGAACUAGCUUUGAUCAGCAAAGUUAUGCCGGAUCGGUGACGAGCAUGGCCCCUGGUAUGAAUCCUUCACUCGCGUUCAGUAUGCAACACACUCGUCAGAACGGUCACUCAUUUACUCAGGGCUAUGAUUAUGCCUCCCACGGCAACAGCACCUCCUUGCCGACUCAACCCCCGGCCAGCCAAGACUGGUCGCAAAUGUUCCAGCCCCCUCCGCCUACCGCGUACACCAUUAAUCCGUACAAUCCCAACGUUGCCGAUGCCCCCGUCUUGAUCAAGCAGGAAUUCAGGUCUGAGCCAUCUAUCAACAACAACAACUCUAACGAUGCGAUUUUCACAGGUAUCUACGGCAGCGUUCCCAGUGGUCCCAACCAGCCAUCGUCAUGUGCUGCCUGGAACCUGCAGAGUGAUCCUCUCGAGGAGCUAUCCAACAGACUCAUAUUCUUCUGCUUUCCACAAAACCAAAUUAUUGGUCGUAGCAACAACAUUCGCAACUACCUCACCGCUGCAAAUAUCAAGCAUCUUUUGGAGCGGUUUACCAGCUUUCAGGGUCACUUCCCCAUCAUCCAUAUGCCCACGUUCCAGAUUGCGGAGGCAUUUGACGGUCUCUUGCUGGCGAUCAUCUGCAUUGGUGCUGUAUAUAGCGAUCGCAUUCCCGCUACUCAAGUGCGUGAAAUGAUGGAGCUUGCCAAGCUUGCCAUUGAACGAAACUCGCAGGUCUUUUCAAUCGUGUCCCGGGAACAGACUGGUGAUUCUGGCUUUGGUGGUGAGACUAUCGGUUCGAGCAAGUCCGAAUUGGAGCAGAUUACCGCGAUUUACAUGAUGCAGAUCCUCUUCACCUGGAACGGCACUCCUGUGCAACGUGAGAAGGCUCGCAGAGACUUCCCCAUUAUUGCCGAGAUCGCUCGACGAGCAGGCCUGACCAAGCCAAUGACCAUCUCCCCGCGCAGUAUCUUGCACCAGCCAAAUGUCCCUGUCGAGAACUUGGACGCCGCCAGCUUCGACUGGAAUGCGUGGGUCGAGCAGGAGAAGCGCUCCCGACUGAUGUUUGCUAUUUUCCUCUUAGAUUCCGUCAUGGUCAUCUUCUUCAAUACCCCGCCACGUUUCGAGCGAGACGAGAUUCGUCUUCCUCUGCCUGCCGAUGAUGCUGCCUGGGACGCUCCAUCUUCUUCCGAAUGUGCUGAAGCUCUGGGCUUGUGUGGUCCUGCUGCGGCACGCGAUAAGAACCCAGAAGGCAGUCGCCAACCCAAACAACCCGACUUUGCAGCCUCCAUGAAGGCGCUCCUGUACGGCGAUGGGCUUGUGACCGCAGGGACCAAUCUCUACUCUAAGUUCAUCCUGGUUCACGCCCUGCACGUCCAACUUUGGGCCGCUCAGCGUCAUCUUUCUCAGCAAGAAUCUAGCCAACCGGUAGCAUUCCCUGUGAGUGGCAGUAGCACACCAGACUGGAGGAGAGGAGAUAUCUCUAGUAGUGGUGCACACAGCACCAAUACCAGUGGUCGAGCCACCCCGACCGACUCGGCCGGCCAGUCCGCGCAGGCCAUCAAGUCGCUCAACGUGGCAUUUGACAAGUGGAAAAAGACCUGGGACGACGAUAUCGCUAUCCAGUACCCGCCCUCGUCUUCCAACUACCGCCGAUUCGGAUUCUGUCGGGACGCCAUCCACUUCUACUGGCUCGGCAAAUACCUCGUGCAGAACGUCCGUGGUCUCGACUGCGGGACGGCUCCCGACCAGCGCUUUUCUGAGAUGAUGCAGCUGUUGAAGUCGGUGAAGACUUGGGUUCAGGCCGAUACUUCAAAGCGUGGUGAGGAACUGGGCUCCGUCAACGAUAUUCACAAGGACUACGGCGUGACGGACCUGACACUGGACAUGGCUCAACUCUUCAAGCCGAUCAAUCAACACAUCGACUCCCCCGUCCCGGGUGUACAAACGAACAUGAGCAACAAUAGUAUGGGUUAG
Messenger RNA from Drepanopeziza brunnea f. sp. 'multigermtubi' MB_m1, 3180 nucleotides. RefSeq lists its product as uncharacterized. The record is from RefSeq and is a predicted model, not a curated record. Lineage: Eukaryota; Fungi; Ascomycota; Leotiomycetes; Helotiales; Drepanopezizaceae. Gene Ontology annotation, biological process: regulation of transcription by RNA polymerase II; DNA-templated transcription. Gene Ontology annotation, molecular function: RNA polymerase II cis-regulatory region sequence-specific DNA binding; zinc ion binding; DNA-binding transcription factor activity, RNA polymerase II-specific. Gene Ontology annotation, cellular component: chromatin.